Pseudophryne corroboree (corroboree frog) is the source of this 4068-nucleotide messenger RNA. RefSeq names its product SWI/SNF related, matrix associated, actin dependent regulator of chromatin, subfamily a, member 5 (gene SMARCA5). Gene Ontology annotation, molecular function: nucleosome binding; ATP hydrolysis activity; ATP binding. Gene Ontology annotation, biological process: nucleosome organization; regulation of transcription by RNA polymerase II. The coding region runs from base 307 to 3468 and encodes 1053 amino acids. Lineage: Eukaryota; Metazoa; Chordata; Amphibia; Anura; Myobatrachidae. The record is from RefSeq and is a predicted model, not a curated record. Gene Ontology annotation, cellular component: nucleus; chromatin. The transcript has 24 exons.
CACAUUACUGUAACUGUAACUGAUGACGUCAUGAGAGAGGCUGAACUGCGGGAGAGGUGGCGGUGGUACUAGCAGAUCCCGCGAGAUUCUACACCCGGCACACGCGCUGCUGCCACAAGUAACAAUAAGAAGCCGGCUAGCUGGGCGCGCGCUCCGUACUACAUCGUCUCCCGCCAGCCGCGUGUGUGCUCUCAGCAGCGCUAGCGCCGCCCCCUGUGUGUGAGCGCCCAGCAGCAGCAGUAGUGCCGGCUCCGCUCAUCAUUGUCCGCUGCCGCCGCCGCACUCUCUCUCUAGGUUGGAGGUGACAUGUCUGAGGAAAGCGCUGAGCAGCAGCGAUGCGACUCGGCCGGCGAGGUGAGGGAGGAGGAUGCCGGGACAGAGAAGCCGACGGUGGAAGAGGCUGGGGAGGCUGGCGGGAAGCAGCGGCCGGCUGAGAGUGAUGAAGCCGAGGUGAAGGAGGAAGCGAUGGAGGACGGUCAGCCUGAAGUUGAAGGGGAUGACUCCCUCAACAAAUCAAAAGAAUCCAAUGAAAUGGAAUUUGGAUAUGAGGAAAAAAGGAAAACUGACCGAACAAACAGAUUUGAAUACCUUUUGAAACAAACAGAGUUGUUUGCACACUUUAUUCAACCAGCUGCUCAAAAGACGCCAACUUCUCCAUUAAAAAUGAAGCCUGGACGCCCUCGCUUAAAGAAAGAUGAAAAACAAGAUUUGAUAUCUGUAGGAGAUUAUCGACAUCGGCGGACCGAGCAGGAAGAGGACGAAGAGCUCUUAACUGAAAAUUCCAAAACAACCAAUGUUUGCACCAGAUUUGAAGUGUCCCCAUCAUAUGUAAAAAAUGGUAAAUUGAGGGAUUAUCAGGUCAGAGGCUUGAACUGGCUUAUAUCCCUGUAUGAGAAUGGCAUUAAUGGCAUCCUAGCUGAUGAAAUGGGUCUUGGUAAGACUCUACAGACAAUUAGUCUUCUUGGCUAUAUGAAACAUUACAAAUACAUUCCUGGACCUCACAUGGUUUUGGUUCCAAAGUCUACUUUGCACAACUGGAUGGCUGAGUUUAAAAGAUGGGUGCCCUCCUUGCGUGCAGUUUGUCUCAUUGGCGACAAGGAUCAGAGAGCUGCUUUUGUCCGUGAUGUUCUUCUGCCAGGAGAAUGGGAUGUUUGUGUGACCUCCUAUGAAAUGCUCAUUAGGGAGAAGUCUGUGUUCAAGAAGUUUAAUUGGCGAUAUUUAGUGAUUGAUGAAGCUCACAGAAUUAAAAAUGAAAAAUCUAAGCUUUCUGAAAUCGUGAGAGAAUUUAAGACCACAAAUCGGCUCCUCCUUACAGGAACCCCUCUUCAGAAUAAUUUGCAUGAACUCUGGGCACUUCUGAAUUUCCUUUUGCCUGAUGUCUUCAACUCUGCAGAGGAUUUUGAUUCUUGGUUUGAUACAAACAACUGUCUUGGAGAUCAAAAAUUGGUGGAACGUCUUCAUAUGGUGUUGAGACCUUUCCUUCUGCGUCGUAUAAAGGCUGAAGUGGAAAAGAGUCUACCUCCAAAAAAAGAAAUUAAAAUCUAUGUGGGCCUAAGUAAGAUGCAAAGAGAAUGGUACACAAGGAUCUUGAUGAAAGACAUAGAUAUCUUGAAUUCUUCAGGGAAGACUGAUAAAAUGAGACUGUUGAAUAUUCUGAUGCAGCUGAGAAAGUGUUGUAAUCAUCCUUACCUUUUUGAUGGUGCAGAGCCAGGCCCACCAUACACUACAGAUAUGCACUUGGUAACAAAUGGUGGUAAAAUGGUAGUGCUGAACAAACUUCUGCCCAAGCUAAAAGAGCAAGGAUCACGGGUGUUGAUAUUCAGCCAGAUGACAAGAGUGUUGGAUAUCCUGGAAGAUUAUUGCAUGUGGAGAAAUUAUGAAUACUGCCGACUAGAUGGACAAACGCCACAUGAAGAAAGACAAGAAUCUAUUAAUGCUUAUAAUGCUCCUGAUAGUUCAAAAUUCAUUUUCAUGUUAAGCACACGUGCUGGUGGACUUGGAAUUAACCUUGCUACAGCUGAUGUUGUCAUUAUAUAUGAUUCCGAUUGGAACCCCCAAGUAGAUCUUCAGGCUAUGGACAGAGCACACAGAAUUGGCCAAACAAAAACUGUUCGAGUAUUCCGAUUUAUAACAGACAACACAGUUGAAGAACGUAUUGUGGAACGUGCAGAGAUGAAACUGCGAUUGGAUUCUAUAGUUAUUCAGCAAGGAAGAUUAGUGGACCAAAAUUUAAAUAAGCUGGGAAAAGAUGAAAUGCUUCAGAUGAUUCGUCAUGGUGCCACGCAUGUGUUUGCUUCAAAAGAUAGUGAAAUCACAGAUGAAGACAUUGAUGCCAUCUUAGAAAGAGGUGAAAAAAAGACUGCAGAAAUGAAAGAGAAACUCUCAAACAUGGGUGAAAGCUCAUUGAGGAACUUUACUGUGGAUACGGAGUCCAGUGUUUAUAAUUUUGAAGGUGAAGAUUACAGAGAAAAACAAAAGAUGGCAUUUACCGAAUGGAUUGAACCUCCAAAGCGUGAAAGAAAAGCAAAUUAUGCUGUUGAUGCCUAUUUUAGAGAAGCUCUUCGUGUCAGUGAACCAAAAAUACCGAAGGCUCCACGACCUCCAAAACAACCAAAUGUUCAAGAUUUUCAAUUUUUCCCUCCACGAUUAUUUGAGUUAUUGGAAAAGGAAAUUCUUUAUUAUAGAAAAACAAUUGGUUAUAAGGUACCUCGCAACCCUGACUUACCUAAUGCAGCACAGGCACAAAAGGAAGAACAGUUGAAGAUUGAUGAAGCAGAGCCACUUAAUGACGAAGAGUUGGAUGAAAAGGAAAAAUUACUAACUCAGGGCUUUACCAAUUGGAACAAGAGAGAUUUUAACCAGUUCAUCAAAGCCAAUGAAAAAUGGGGACGCGAUGACAUUGAAAAUAUUGCCCGUGAAGUGGAAGGCAAAACUCCGGAUGAUGUAAUGGAGUAUUCAGCUGUCUUUUGGGAAAGAUGCAAUGAGCUACAAGACAUUGAGAAAAUCAUGGCUCAGAUAGAAAGGGGAGAAGCAAGGAUACAGAGAAGAAUUAGCAUAAAGAAAGCUCUGGAUACAAAGAUUGGCCGAUACAAGGCACCUUUUCAUCAGUUGAGGAUUUCUUAUGGCACAAACAAGGGAAAAAAUUACACAGAGGAGGAGGAUCGCUUUCUUAUCUGUAUGCUGCACAAACUUGGUUUUGACAAGGAAAAUGUCUAUGAUGAGCUUAGGCAAUGCAUCCGGAACUCGCCUCAGUUUAGAUUUGAUUGGUUUCUUAAAUCAAGAACUGCAAUGGAACUGCAGAGAAGAUGUAAUACUUUAAUAACCUUAAUUGAGAGGGAGAAUCUUGAACUGGAAGAAAAGGAAAAAGCUGAGAAAAAGAAACGUGGACCAAGAUCAUCCUCGGCUCAGAAACGGAAAAUGGAUGGAGCACCUGAUGGUAGAGGAAGAAGAAAGAAACUUAAGCUUUGAAAAAUAUAUCUUGUAAUCACUAAGUUUCAGAAGUAGUUCUUUACUUUACGGGUCUUCAUAAGAUGUACUGUACACUGAUCAGCUAUUAUGUCAUUCAAAGACAUUGGGUUCAUCUGUUUAUUGAACUAGAAGCAUAGUACUUAUUGUAGAUCUCCUUUUUUAAAUGACAGCUGUGCUGGACAUUUUUUUUUACAUUUAACAUUUGGAGUAAAAAAAAUAGGCUUCGUUAAAUAAUGUGCUAUUGUUAAUGUGUUUAUUUUUUUCCUUUCUCUACUCUUGAAAAGUAGACUGUAUAAAUACCUGUAAACAACUAUUUUUGUAUAGUCGUUUCGAUUUACAUGCACAAUACAUAGUUAUCGUAUGAUUAAUUCAUACAUAUUUGCGUCAGUCUUUAUUUUUUUUGAAAAUCGACUUAUCCCUAAUUGGAUACCAUGAAAAUAACCAUCAGUCAUUAAUCGUGAUAUCCAGGCAUUUUGAUAAUCUGAAACGGUAUCAGGGCUAAAAGGAUACCGCCCUAAAUAUUUUAAAGUUUAUAGGUAAUGUGAAGAGAGGAAAUAAUUGUAAAGCACCGUAGGCCAGAGUAAACCAACAAAAUGUUAA